CAAAAGACAACGUUAGGGUUUUCAACUACCAUCCAAAUGGCGCCUGGCACAGUGUCUUCUUCUUCACAAAAAAUCAUCGCUCUUUAGCCAUAUCAGAGGAAACGCAGGCCUUAUUUCGGAAAGAUUAGCUUUUAUAUCAGAAAGGCAUAGGAUUACAUGUUGCUUUCAUCUUGAUUUUCAACUUUUUCCUUUUUUUUGCAACUCUGCUCCGUCCUCUUUCUGAGAAAUCUGACCGAGUCCGUCCAAGAAUACAACGUUCAGAUUUGAACAUUGUCAUUUGACUCGGUUUAAACCCUUACUUCAAGAUCCCGCCCAAAAUCUACAACCCUAAUUCCAUCCUAUAAAUACUAGAUUUUGGAGUUCAUUUGAGGAGAGUUUUUUUGGAGCCAUCACCCCUCACUUUAAAUUAUUGUCGAAACCACACUUCACUCUAGAAAGGGUACUUUCGAUUUCUGUCAAGAUUUUCGAACUCAAAGGGUUUCCCGAGUUCAAAGUAUUCGACGUUUGAGCCUUAGAUCGGUGAUCGAAGUGUCCUGUUCACUGCACUCAGAAAAGGUGGCGACUCCUUAAAUUAAAUAAUUUGGAAUCACCAAUAUGUCGUACUCCGCUUUGACCCAAUUAAAAUGGGGUAUAACAAAGGGUACCGCUAGAGUUGAUCCAUAUGCCUUCUCAAUGGACAACUUUAGGAAAUUUGCAAAACAAGCGGCUACAACGGACCAGCAAUCGAAGAUCAUAGUGUCCCAGCUCGAUGAUUAUGUGAGGAAGAGAGUGGAUGAGGCAUUAGAUCCUGUGAGAAUGACACUGUCCAUUCGACUGGAUGGAUUUGAGAUGAGAUUGAUCGCAUUGGAGAUAGCUUGCCCGACCACUUCCACUGAUGCUUUGAGGGCAGAGUUAGAGCAGCUUAAGGCUGAUGUUUCAUUGUUAAAGGCCCGUGAUCCGAGCCUAGUAGCAGCACCACCGUCUGUUUCGGAUGAGAUUGAGGAGGAGCUUCCAGUGGUGCAGUUAGUGGCCCCUACCGCAGCGGGUGGUCGGGGAAAGAGAAAGAGAGUGGCCCGAGAUGAGAAGGAGGUGCGAAAGCGCACUCGCCCUAGGGGUCCGAUUUUAGAGGAGCAGCGUAUGGUAGAGGCCAUUCAGAGAUCGCUCGUGGAGAAUGUCCAGGUUGGGACUAGGGGAGCCACCUCGAGCAGUGCUCCCAUUGGUGAGACAUUGCCACCACCCCUUCCUAUUCCAGUGCCAGCAGCUACUGGUGCUACUACAGAUGUUGCUGCUGAUGCAGCCACUAAGACUACUGCUGGUGCGGUUGCACCACUUGAUGUCUCGCAGACCGAUGACUCGCGAGAUGAGCAGCGCGCCUAGUGCGCCACAGGUAUUUCAAAGUUAGAAUGCUCGAAAAGCGAAAAAACGAGGAAAAUAAGCAAUCUGUUUUGAUAAGCAUAAGGACGGACCGUCAACAUGCUCGACGGUCCGUCGAGUUGCCUCGUCGAUAAGUUCCUGCAAAGUGACAAAUCAUCAGAUCGUCGACUUGCACUGUCGACAUGAUCGACGGUCCGUCGAAGUGCUUCGACGGUGGAGUUCCUGCAGAGUGAAAAAGAAUACUCAGAUUGUCAUUAUGGUUGUCGAACAUGUCGACAACCGUCGAAGUGCAAAGACGACCCGUCGAAGUGCAAACCGAGCUGGAACAGGACUGGGAUUGAUUAUUCUGAGCUUGACUUGUAUAAAUACCUGUUUAGGUUUUAUUUUUCAGACAUCUGGAGUUUUAGACUUGUAGUAAUUACUUUUGAGUUGUUAUUGCUUUUGAUGAUUUCCAGACAAUUACAUUCAUUACUUUCAAGUUUUAUUCGUACGUUCAAUACAAAAUUCAAUUAUGC
Molecule: messenger RNA, 1868 nt
Organism: Lycium barbarum (goji berry)
Lineage: Eukaryota; Viridiplantae; Streptophyta; Magnoliopsida; Solanales; Solanaceae
Exons: 3
Coding region: 595-1356 (253 amino acids)
Source: RefSeq, a predicted model, not a curated record